UUGGAAGCGAGCUGCUGCGGCUCCAGGGACUGUCGUGAACACUUUGCCGAUCGCCGUUUGGAAUAUGCCUCGGUUUGCAGUUUGCGCAACCACACUGCCGACCUUCCAAACUUAAUAUAGAUAACUAUCAAGCUGCCACAGCCCUGCCAAGCUAGCGGCGAGGCCGUCAAGGGACAUUCUCAAUCGGAAACGGUGUUAGGCGCCUGGCCUGUCGACGGUUGUGACCGGAAGCAACCGCUCGCUGUUCAAGAGCCACAGUAGUCGCUCCCAGCAGGCGACUCGAGUAUAACUGCACAACUUUGAACUUCUUGCUGGAAAGUGGAGCCAGCUACCGUACACCGGCCGCCGUCGCUGCACGGACACUCCAGCCCGGCACAUAGCCCAGGCCCGCUGCCAUGGGCUCCUCCCAUUCCUGCAUGGUGGGCGCCGCCUCUCCCGCAGCCCAGCUCAGUCGUUCGCUCCAGGCCGGCGACGAGCACUCGCUGCUGCUUCAGCUGGCGGAGAAGCCCGCACUGCUGAGCAAGCCUACGUGCGGAGGAGGCAGCGGCGGUCUGGGUGGCUCGCUAGCCGCACAGCUGCUUCCCUGGACCGCUGCGCACCACGGCCUCACGCCACUGCACCUGGCGUGCGAAAACAAGCAAAUCAAGGCCGUGGAGCAGAUGCUGUCGUUUCUGGACAGCUCGCCGCUUGAGGUGGUGCGGGCGGCGCUGGCGCCCUACUGCCGCCGUGCGGGCCUGCCGCUUCCGGACAGCCCGGCGGAGGGCGUGCGGCUGGCGGCGGGCAUGGCCAACUGCAAGGGCCAGACGCCGCUUAUGUACGCGUGCUACGCGGGCUGCCCCGAGCUGGUUCGGCUGCUGCUGGAGCGGGGGGCAGACCCCUGGGCCGGAGACCGCUGCGGCCAGCGCACCGCACUGCACUACGCAGCGAUGUCGGGCAGCGCUGGCUGCAUUGCCGCGCUCAUGGCGCACACCCCUCCGCACAUGCUGAACCGGCCACUCCCGCGACCGGGCAGCACCGGCGCCUCAGCUGGAUGCCGCUACGUGGAUGCGCGCAGCCUAUGCGGCCUGACGCCGCUUCACUACGCGGCUUACUUUGCCUGCGACCCUCCGACCACAACCAUCGGCGCUAACAGCCGCCCUGGCUCGGUCUCUGGCUCGGCCCCUGUCUCCACCACCGUCACCGCCGACGCGCUGGCGGCUCUGCGGGAGCUGCUCCGGCACGAACCCUCGCUGAACGCCGUGUCUACCAGCGAGAGCUAUGACAUGGUGCUGACUUGCGCCGCCGCCUCCACGCCCCUGCACAUGGCGGCGGUGCGGGGCAACCUGGGCGCCGCGCGGGACAUCCUGCACCACUACGCCCUGCGCUCCGCCAGCACCACGGGGCACUGGGUGGCUGACCCCCGCACGCGCGCGGACGCCGCCCGCCAAUUCCCCUGGCAGGUGGCCUCUGCGUACCACCCGUCAAAGCCCAAGCUGUCGGCGCUGCUGCACCCCGGCCGCUCCGUAGAGGCAGCCCUGCUUUGGCUGACAGAGGUGGAGGAGGAGGCCGCGGCGGAGCGCAGCCGCGCGGCGCGGGAGGCGGCGCAGGAGCAGCACAUAGGAGGCCGGCGCUCAAUUCGGCGACAGAGGGAGCUGCAGGAGGAGCAGCACGCGACCGUCAUGCAACAAGUCAGUCGCAGCACUGCCGCAGCUGCAGCGGCGGCACGGCCCUCCGCGGCAGCAUCGGGAGGCGCCGAGGACAGCAGCGUGCACGGCCGUGUUUAUGCGCCGCUGGUGCUGGGUGGUGUGGGCGGCAUCGGGCCGGCCCCUCUGGCGGCCAUUGCGGCGGCUGCGCUGCGGUCACGGCUGUUGCACGACCUGCACCGACUGGAGAGCGAGGAGCCGCUGCAGACGAACCUGCCGCACCAGGUGCAAGUGGAGGAGGCGGUGGCAGCAGCGGAAGACGCCGAGGAGGAGGACGAGGACGCCCUGUGCGGCGUGUGCUUCGCGGAGCCCAAGCAGGUGGCGCCGACCAGCUGCGGCCACGGCCUGUGCCGCGGCUGUGCGGCGGCGCUGAGCCGCGGCCUGGCGGCGGCCAGUGGCAAGGACGGCCGCAAGCCGGUGCUGUGCCCCUUCUGUCGCCGCGGUGUCGCCGGAUUCACAGCCUAUGCUGCACCGACGGCAGCAGCCGCACCGAACGAACGGUCUGUCCGAGCCCUAGUGGCACAAUCAAGCCGUGUGACCUAGCCUGAGGUGUUGCAGUGGCUGGCUGCAGCGCCCUUCCGUCGCAAGGGCGUUGCAACAUAUGCAAGUGUCUGCAGCGAUUACAGCGAUUGAGACAGACGCACGCCGGUGCGUGAUGUAUGGAUGGCAACAAGCAAGCUGCUGUGUCCGUGUGCGUGCCAUCCCCCUGCUAUUGUGUCAGGCAUGCAGAGGCUGGAUGCACGAACAAUCUAUGUACCCUCCUUGAACAGGAUGUACGGUGUGAAGUAAGAGCAUGCCGCUCAUUAAACUGAUAUGUUUUGCCAGCAUCACUGCUGAGCAGUGAUUAUACCUGUACUGGCUAACAUCAAUGAAAAUGAUUUCUGGGUAUUGUUUCUUGAUACAGCUGCCUGAUGUACAUGGGAUGGAUGGCAGUUUAUGUUGUGUACUUGGAAUCUGGGUUACACGCCUUCUGGGUUAUACGCCUACACGAAUAAUGCCUUACCGAGGGCGGCCUAAUGCACAUAUCAUGCGCCUAGGCCACAUAUACUGUUGUGAACUUGUGAUGGCGAAGAUUCGUUAUCUUGGCCUGGCAUUUCCUAUGCUACGUUAAGUAGGGUCGCCCUACCUUAAGUUCGCCAUGCGUGGACCCGACGGGUAUACCCUGCACUUGCGUACUUGUCAGUUCCCCCAAGCAAUGCCCCGACGGCCAAGCACCUUUAGUUCAAUGCAAUGCGUUCCCAACGACGGCGGUAGUUUCCGACCUUUACAAACACGCAUGUUUAUGUAGGGUCAUGUAGUACGGUACUUGGCGUUUGCAUGCUGCCUUCGUGCCUUGCACGUUCGGUGUGUUAAGAGCUGGCUGGCUUGCACAGAUGCACUUAUUGUCCCAUGGCGCCUGUGUUGUAUCGCCGGCGGGAACGAGGCGUUGUGUACCUGCUUACUACGUGCUUGGAAGGCGAAGGACGUAUGGCGCCGCCUGUGUGACUUCAAUGCCUCAUUGCUGGCAAUCAAACAAAGUUGGGGCAAUCAAGCGGUGUGGACGUUUUGGGCUGAGCCCCCCAUAGCGUGACACGAUUUGUGGUGCCCUGCCUGGGCCCAGCAGUUGUGGCGUGCAUGUGCGUAGCAGAGGGGGCGAGCAAGGCCACGUGGAGGAGCACAGCGCGGCGCCGCCAAAGAUGCUAUUUGGUUGUUGCCUGCUGUGCUUAUGCUUGACAGCGGGCACAUAGCGGGCAGUGCCGGUACGAACCGACCCCGGGAGCGAGAUGGGGUAGACGCUUGCGGCCUCAGACUGGAGACGUGGUGUUGGCAGUUGGCUCAGCCCACUUUCCCUUUACGCGGGAAGCCACCUUUCUUGUCGCACUAUGUAACAGUAUGCUUUUCUUCAUCUAAUCCCCAAUGUGUGACCGUGCGCAAUAAUGAAGUCACCAGCAGCGAGUUGGAGUUGUGGAGCUGUGGGUACCGGCAUGCGUGCGUGUCUACUUGCCGCGCUUUGCGCACACGUCCAUGCCAUGUAAUAAUGUAUAUCA
This is a messenger RNA of Chlamydomonas reinhardtii, 3709 nucleotides long. RefSeq lists its product as uncharacterized. The record is from RefSeq and is a predicted model, not a curated record. Gene Ontology annotation, cellular component: cytoplasm. The transcript is spliced from 7 exons. Lineage: Eukaryota; Viridiplantae; Chlorophyta; Chlorophyceae; Chlamydomonadales; Chlamydomonadaceae. Gene Ontology annotation, molecular function: protein binding. Bases 396 to 2225 code for a protein of 609 amino acids.